AAGUGCCCUACUGCUAGCCUUAUUGAUCAGCUGUUUUAUUAAACGUCAAUCGGUGUAUUAGGAAGGAAGCUCAUACACAGCACAUAAUUAAAUUUACUGAAAUUCAAAUAUAAAUCACUACCAAUUAUAACAAUUCACUUAAAAAUGGCAACGUUAGAGGAUAAAUUGAUGGGAGAAAAAUUAGAGUAUUAUUGUAGCAGUAGCGAAGGAGAAGACAAUGGUGACGGUGAUGAUGAGACCUGUGGAAGAGAUUCUAGCGGUAGUAAACAAGGAGCUGCUGGUUACACGGACCCGAAUGUUUGUCCCCCAGCACCCGCUGAGGGGUAUCGUUCUCAAGUCUCUACGAACACUGGUCCUAAAGGUGUGGUGCAGGAUUGGCAACGUUUUAAACAACUUCAAGCAGAAAAACGCGAAGAGUCUGAACGUCAGCGUAUAGAACUGGCCAAAAAGCUUACAAUGGCCACGGCAACUGCCAAGGAAGAAGAAGAACGGAAGCGCCAAGAAGAAAUUGAUGCUGAAUUAGAUGAACUCAUGAGCGAAGACUUUUUACAACAAUAUCAAAAGCAACGAAUGGCUGAGAUGCUCCGGCAAUGCGGUCAUAUAAAGCAAUUUGGGAAAGUUAUCAACUUAACAACGCACGAAGAAUUUUUAGACUUCGUUGAAAAAGAAAACAAACACACCACCGUUAUUAUACAUAUUUACGAUAAGAAUGUGAGCGCUUGUUCUACUCUGAAUCGUUGCCUUGAUGCGCUUGCAACUGAGUAUUCAUCCAUAAAGUUUGGUAAGAUAUGUAGUUCUGUUGCUGGAAUGAGUCGAGACUUCCGUUCCAAGGGGCUGCCAGCUUUACUAGUCUAUAAAGCGCAGGCAUUGAUCGGAAAUUUCGUGCGUGUCACAGAUGACUUAUCAGAUGAUUUCUUCCCAUCGGAUGUUGAAAGCUUUUUAAUCGAGAACGGCAUAGUGGUAGACAAAACGUUGUAUAAUUAAGAAAAAAUCUUAACUUGUACGCUAUGCCAGAUAUUUGCUAUUCGUAGUACAAUGUACGGUUGCCAGAAUGAUACAACUAUUUGUAUAUGACCCAUUCGACUACCCAACAAACAUUUAGGUUAGAGAGCGAUUAGAAUGCAAUUCGAAUUCGAAAGUGUUUCUCUAAAGUAGAAGGUUAGAUUAGAGAAAUUGUUGAGAACUUUAGCAUUCUCUACAAAAAGGGGACUUAGUUCUCGAUAUCGAGAAAAAGGUUAGAUAUCGAAUCGUAUUCUAACGUUGAAUUCUAAUUGGUUUUCAAUGUCUAGUGCCUAGUGUUUUUCGUAUCAUUCUCUAACCUAAUUCUAAGAUAGUACUCUAACCUGGGCAUGAAUCACGUAACUUUGCAACGAUAGUCGUUCAAACGAUGCUGACAAAACGAUUUCGUCAAAACACUGAUUCAUAUAUUUGUGUUGCAGUUACGUGUUACGUGAAGCAAAAUUAGAAUCGUUUUGACGAUAACGAACAAACGAUCAAAUAAGUUUUGGUUUUCAUGAAGCAAGACAAUCUCGACACGAUAUCGUCCAAACGAUUGUCGUCAUACGUGAUUCAUGCCCUGAUUUUCGAUUCGAGAACUACAUUAGAAACGUUUUUCUAACGUUAUGCUGGAUUUCAACUAGGCAUUAAAUGGCAAAAAUUACAAAGAUGGGCAUUAAAAAGUAAUCGUGUCAUUACGUUAAACAAAUUGACAGUAAGUUCAUUUUCACAUGGCAUUUUUUUAAAUAGCAUAAAUUUUUUGGCAUUUUAAUGCCUAGUGGAAAUUCGGCAUUAGAGACCAUGUUUGCUGGGUACAUAUAAGUUCUUUAACUAAAUUAAGAGAGCCCAAUCUAAAUAGCCUUUAAUGUGUUCCUUCAAAUUUCUACUAACACUAUAUGUGUAAUUAAUUUUAAGACUAAGCCCUAGUUAAGAAUAUACAUUUAUCUAUAUACAUUAGGGUGGUAAAAAAAAAAGUAAAGUCGGAAUUUUAAUGCUCUAAUCCCCUUAGGAUUGUUCUAU
Molecule: messenger RNA, 2016 nt
Organism: Rhagoletis pomonella (apple maggot)
Lineage: Eukaryota; Metazoa; Arthropoda; Insecta; Diptera; Tephritidae
Product: phosducin-like protein
Exons: 2
Coding region: 145-984 (279 amino acids)
Biological process (GO): regulation of G protein-coupled receptor signaling pathway
Source: RefSeq, a predicted model, not a curated record